UCGAGUGUCGACGACGUGUUGUAGAACUAGAUCUGCACAGAAAAUAGAAAUUAAUGAAUAUUUGUGUCCCAAGAAUUGUGUUUCAUACCGUAAAGUAAUAUAUUUUUAAAUUAACUAAUUAUGGUUAUUUUGGUAGAAGAAGCUGGUGAUAAUAUACAAGCAAUGGGAGAAGAAAGUGACAUAAAAGAAGAAAAUAAGAUUUUAAGUCCAAUUUCCUUAGAAAUAUUUCGGGUUAUCAAGGAUGCCCAACAACAACAUGGUCUUAGACAUGGAGACUACCAACGCUACAGAGGAUACUGUUCCCGUCGCAUAAGAAGACUUCGUAAAGUUCUUAAGAUUCCACAGGGAGACAGGCGGCACUAUCGUCGGCGAGACGUAACUGCCGCGCAUUUGACGUCAUCGAGUGGUGAAAACCGUUUGCUGCGCAUUCCUUUGCUGCAAGCCGAGCGAGCUUGGGCGCAUGCCAUGCAACUACGUCAGGAGUCAAACACGGAACCACGAAAGAAGUUCCAUCUAAUUUCGCGCCUCAAGAAAGCCUGUGCACACGCCCAAAUGUUAUUGCAGCUGUGUGAGCAAAGUGGUGUGUGCGAGGCGCGCACGCAGCUUGAAGCGGGCGCGUACGCAGCGUGUCUGAGCGGUCUGCUAUUGGUCGAACUACAGCAAUGGCGGCCGGCUGCGGAGAGCUUGAACCGCGCACAGAUUGUCCUGGAGAAACUGAGCGCUACGUUACCGGAGGACGAACGAUUAGUUUAUAAGCAGAAAGUUGAAGAGUUGAAGCCAAGUCUGCGAUACUGCGCGUACAAUAUCGGCGAUGAAUCCGCAGCGGGCGAUCUGGUCGCUAUGCGCGGCCAAGGACUUAUCGAGAACUUGGACACAUUGAUGGCUCAGGCAAAGGAAUCCCGUUCUGGAGUCAUGCAUGAGGUCGAGUGGCGCGGACGUCGUGUUACCGUCCGCCCAGAGAAGGUUCGACUGUUCCUGAUCGCGCUACAGGAUCUCGACAAGUCUGUGGCCAACGCUCCCACCUUUCAAGCGAAGAUUGACAUAUUGGAGAACAUUCUGAUGGACUGCAAGGACGCCAUAACCGCCAUCAAAGACGAGAUAAAGAUCGACCCCAAGCUGAAAUCAAUAUCCGAGACUCAAAUGUCUGGAAUUAGCUAUUUGCUAUCAUACCUGAUGUAUCUACGUCUCGUAAGAACAAUUGAGAGGAACAAUCUUAUGAUACAGCAGGCGGAAGAGGCGCGGAAAAAUAACGCGCAAAUGGACGGCAAAAAAGUUCGUCCUCAAGACCUAACAAGACUGUACGAGAUAAUUCUGCAGAAUUACACAGAAUUGCAACAAAUUCCUGGCUUUGAGGCAGAUGUUGGAUAUCAAAAGGAGAUAGAGAUUGAGGUGAAGGCGUACAAAGCGUUCCGCUGUUAUUAUAUAGCUCAAGUGUUGACUGGAUUGAGGCGUUUUAGGGAAGCACUGGCAAUGCUGGAACGUUGCAGUGUCUACACCACAGAGUCUCUUGCUGAAAAACAACUUAGUAAACAUUUAUUGGAAAAACUGCGCGCUUUGGAAAAUGAUAUUGAAAGUUGCAAAUUUGAAGUUCAUGCAGAUUCAGUGCUCGAGGACGAGGAUGAUGAUGAAGAAACUAAGUUCACGGGACGGACAUACAAAGAGAAGAAACCUUUGGUGGAUCGCUUAGACGAGUAUCGCGAGGAUACUCAAGUGCUUACUAAGAAUCCGAAUAUUUAUAGAUUGCCUCCCCCGAUGGAAGCGAUUCCCUGCAAGCCUCUGUUCUUUGACUUAGCGUGCAAUUUCAUUGAAUUUCCUAACUUGGAUGAUAAGACUGGGGUUGAUAAGAAACAGGUUUCCGGAAUUACUGGACUUGUUAAAGGAUUUCUGGGUUGGGGUAAAGGAGAUAAGUAAAAAUCAGCGAUAAAUAUAUUUAAUGGAUCGUAGUAUAACACUGUAUAAAAAAUAAACAAAAGUGAGAGAGAGUUUUGUUCCAUUGAACAUCAUUAUUAUAAUUGGCAGUUGUCAAAAUUUUUACAAUUUACAGAUAAAAUAAAUAGGUUGUCACAAUAAAAGCUAUUAAAAGUUG
Molecule: messenger RNA, 2086 nt
Organism: Leptidea sinapis
Lineage: Eukaryota; Metazoa; Arthropoda; Insecta; Lepidoptera; Pieridae
Gene: Srp68
Product: signal recognition particle subunit SRP68
Exons: 6
Coding region: 121-1911 (596 amino acids)
Biological process (GO): SRP-dependent cotranslational protein targeting to membrane
Cellular component (GO): signal recognition particle, endoplasmic reticulum targeting
Molecular function (GO): endoplasmic reticulum signal sequence receptor activity; 7S RNA binding; signal recognition particle binding
Source: RefSeq, a predicted model, not a curated record